GGCCGGUGGCGGGAGCAGCAUGGAUUGGGGCACCGAACUGUGGGACCAGUUUGAGGUGAUGGAAAGGCACACACAAUGGGGCCUGGACCUGCUGGACAAAUACGUGAAGUUUGUGAAGGAGCGUACAGAGAUCGAGCAGAGCUACGCCAAGCAGCUGAGGAGUUUGGUGAAAAAAUACCUGCCCAAGAGGAACAUCAAGGAUGACCCCGACUCCAAGUUCAGCCAGUACCAGUCGUUCGUGCAGGUGGUGAGAGAGCUGAACGACUUUGCGGGGCAGAGGGAGGUGGUGGCCGAGAACCUGACUGUGCGUGUGUGUGGGGAGCUGGCCAAGUACUCGCAGGAGUUCAAACAGGAGAGGAAGAUGCAUUUCCAGGAGGGCCGGCGAGCUCAGCAACAGCUGGAGAACGGGUUCAAACAGCUGGAGAACAGCAAGCGCAAGUUUGAGCGAGAUUGCCGGGAGGCGGAGAAGGCAGCACAAACAGCUGAACGGCUGGACCAGGACAUCAACGCCACUAAGGCUGAUGUGGAGAAGGCAAAGCAGCAGGCCAACCUGCGUAGUCACAUGGCAGAGGAGAGUAAGAAUGAGUACGCAGCCCAGCUGCAGCGGUUCAACCGUGACCAGAACCAGUUCUACUUCACUGAGAUGCCCCAGAUCUUUGAUAAGCUGCAGGACAUGGAUGAGCGGAGGACAGCACGGCUGCGGGAGGGAUACGGGGUGUUCUCAGAGACGGAGCUGCAGGUUGUGCCCAUCAUUGGCAAGUGCCUAGAGGGCAUGAAGGUGGCAGCUGAGGCCGUGGACGAGAAGCAAGAUUCCCAAGUACUGAUUGGCCUCCACAAGUCCGGCUUUGAGCGGCCAGGAGAUGUAGAGUUUGAGGACUUCAGCCAGCCCAUGAACCGCACCGCCUCUGACAGCAGCCUCGGCACCCCUAAAGGCCCCCCUGAAGGGCGCCCUGACCCUCGACUGUUGGCCAGGAAUAGGGGCAAGCGCUGGCCCUUUGGAAAGAAGAACAAGCCGCCCCCCCCGCCCCUGUCCCCCAUGAGUGGCCCCCCAUCCUCGGCAGCCGCUAACGGACCCCCAUCCCCCCGGUUCAGCCGGGACCCCCUGUCUUACUGUCUGAAUGAGAUCAAUAAGACAGUCAAACCGCGGAUCUCCUCCUUCCGCAGCCUCCGGCACCGGGGGACGGUGGUCACUGAAGACUUCAGUCAUUUACCCCCUGAGCAGAGGAGGAAGAAAUUACAGCAGCAGAUUGAGGAGAGGAAUCGGGAGCUGCAGAAAGAAAUUGACCAGAGAGAAGCCCUGAACAAGAUGAAGGAUGUGUACCAGAAGUCACCUCAAAUGGGCGACCCCAACAGCCUGGAGCCCAAGAUCUCAGAGACCCUGGGCAACAUCGAGAGGUUGAGACUGGAGGUGCAGAAGUAUGAGUCAUGGCUGGCCGAAGCAGAGAGCCGCGUGCUGGGCAAUCGGGGCGACAGUCUCCGUCACAGCCGCCCCCUGGAGCCUCCCAGCGUCCCCGUCCCCAUGGCCGACCCCGACAAUAACAAUGGCUCCCAGGACAAGGACAGCCCCGAGGCCCCACCCUCAGACGACGGCCAGGACACCCUCAACCAGCCAAUCUACACGGAAUUCGACGAGGACUUUGAAGAGGACCCCGCUUCUCCCAUCGGCCACUGCAUCGCUGUGUAUCAAUUUGAAGGGUCCAGCGAGGGCACCAUCUCCAUGACGGAGGGGGAGGAGCUGAGUCUGAUGGAGGAAGACAAGGGGGACGGCUGGACACGGGUGCGCCGGAAGCAGGGGGGUGAGGGUUAUGUGCCAACCUCUUACCUCCGUGUCCACCUGAAUUGAGCCUACGGGCGUCAGGGAGCUGGGGAUGAGACCGGGAUCGGCCCCCCUCCCUCCUCCCCUCCCUUCCCCCCUCCAAAGCCCCAUCCAGGGCAGAGGGUGGGACUGGGUAAGGGGCUCACCCCAGAGGGUGAGUGUUGAUUUGGUGUCCAGGCUCUUCCCGUAGCGACCCCAGGGUCCGGGAGAGGAAAGGAGCUGGUCACAAAGGGCCUGAGCCUCCCUAGCCCUUUGCAGGCUGAAUAGGGAUGUGGAGGUUACAACCAGUGGAGGGGAGCUCUUGCAGGAAGGGGGUGGGGGGGCGUGGGCGAGAAGGUGUCAGGUUUGCCGUCAGAGGCAGAGGGGACGGUUGGGUCAAGGCCCCCUCCCUAAAGUCAGUAGUGGGGGUUAGAGCCACAAGAGGUCACGGUGCCUGCCCCUGGUGUCCCUCAGGUAGCCAGCCCUGGGUGAGGGCAGCAAGCCAGGACCCUGAUGGAGCUGGGGUGGCUCGUGGUCUGUGUCACUCCCACACUAUGCACUUUAUUUUGAAGAACUGCUGCACGCAGUUACCUGCCUAGGUCUGGGCCCAAGCUGAGCCUCUGGGGCUCGAGCAGAUUUCCUGACCCGGUUGGCUGUGCCCACACCAUCCCCAUUCCAGCUCCCCUUCCUGCCUGCUGCUUCAGCCUGUAAGCCAAGUAAGCAGUCUCUCCUGUCCCUGUCCCCCCAGCAUGGGGUACCUUCCCCUGCCUCAGAGCCAUAGAAUGUAUCUCUGGACCCUCCGGUGCCUUUUACACUUUAUGUAAAUAGUGAAAUUUGGGUUUUUCUGCCUCAAGUGCGGUUUUAAAAAAAAAAAACAAACAAAAACAAACCAAAAC
This is a messenger RNA of Tachyglossus aculeatus (Australian echidna), 2691 nucleotides long. It is a transcript of the gene TRIP10, whose product is annotated as thyroid hormone receptor interactor 10. The coding region runs from base 20 to 1843 and encodes 607 amino acids. Gene Ontology annotation, biological process: signal transduction. The record is from RefSeq and is a predicted model, not a curated record. Lineage: Eukaryota; Metazoa; Chordata; Mammalia; Monotremata; Tachyglossidae. The transcript has 15 exons. Gene Ontology annotation, molecular function: protein binding.